UCAUAUUUCAUUCCAUUCCAUCUCCAACUUGUUUUGUUUUCUUCUCUUUCCCUCUCUCUCGUUGCCCUUUCAAACUCUUUAAAAACCAGCAAUGCCACCCCGUUAUUUUUCAUUCACAUCUUCACAAUACCCAUUCACUUAACGCUCUCUCUUUUUUACCUUCCUACUCUUUCACAUGGACUCCAAUUUCAACUACAAACCACUCCUCAGGCUCACCUGCUCCGUCCAAACCUACGAUUGGGGCCGACCCGGUCGUGACUCACUCGUUGCCAGGCUGUAUGGGUUGAAUUCUGGUGGCGAAGUUGAGUUGGACAGGUCUUAUGCCGAGUUCUGGAUGGGAACUCACGAGUCAGGUCCUUCUUUUGUGGUUAACAGUGGGUUGGAAAACGGGAAUGGGCCUGAGAGUGGUAGUUUUAAAUCUUGGGUAUUGAAGAACCCUAAUGUGCUUGGUGAUAAGGUUUUGGUCAACUGGGGUUGUGAUCUUCCUUUCUUGUUCAAGGUACUUUCAGUUGCAAAAGCAUUGUCGAUACAGGCUCAUCCAGAUAAGGAAUUGGCAAAGACGUUGCACAAGUUGCUGCCCAAUGUUUAUAAGGAUGACAAUCACAAGCCUGAAAUGGCUUUGGCAAUAACAGAGUUUGAGGCCCUAUGUAGUUUCAUUAGUCUUCAGGAGCUCAAGAGUGUGAUGCAAAAUGUUCCAGAGAUUGUGGAACUGGUUGGCAGUGCAGCUGCAAGCCAAGUUUUACAUAUCAAUAAGCAGGAUGGGGAGGAGAAAGUAAAAUCUAUUCUGCGUUCAGUUUUCACCCAGCUCAUGACAGCUACUAAAGAAAUGACAGCAAAAGCAAUAUCUAACCUGAAGAUUCGCCUGCAUGAGGAAAGUGAGGUGAGACUUCUGACUGAGAAGGAGCAGCUGGUAUUGCGGUUGGAGAAGCAAUAUCCAGGUGAUAUUGGUGUUAUAUCAGCCUUCUUUUUUAACUAUGUAAAGCUUAAGCCUGGGGAAGCAUUGUAUCUCGGGGCAAAUGAACCCCAUGCAUAUAUUUCUGGUGAAUGCAUUGAGUGCAUGGCGACUUCAGACAAUGUUGUCCGGGCUGGUCUUACUCCCAAGCAUCGAGACGUUCAAACUCUUUGUUCCAUGCUCACGUACAAACAGGGCUUCCCCGAAAUCCUGAAAGGAUUUCCUUUGAGUCCCUACAUAACAAGAUACCUCCCGCCUUUUGAUGAAUUCGAAGUUGACUGUUGCAUUCUACCCCAGGGUGCAUCAGCGGUGUUUCCAGAAGUUUCAGGUCCUUCAAUUUUUUUGGUGACAGUCGGUGAGGGAACAAUGCAUACGGCAUCACAAAUUGAUGCAGUGACAGAAGGAGAUGUUUUGUUUGCACCUGCAAAUACCGAGAUAAGCAUAACCACUUCAUCUGAAUUGCAGCUGUACAGGGCUGGGGUGAACAGCAGGUUCCUCCAAACCGUAUGAGUGUCAUGCCAAUUAUAUAUAUUCAUGUGGUUUAUAAUUUGAGUCAUUUUGUACUAUAAUGUAAUAUUAGUCAGUGAGAUAUAGUUAAAGUUAUAUGAUUAAGAUUUGUACCAUAUUCAAAAGUAAAUGCAAGCUGGUUGUCCGAUUCUUUUA
Pistacia vera is the source of this 1615-nucleotide messenger RNA. Its product is annotated as mannose-6-phosphate isomerase 1-like. Bases 176 to 1462 code for a protein of 428 amino acids. NCBI's taxonomy places the organism in Eukaryota, Viridiplantae, Streptophyta, Magnoliopsida, Sapindales, Anacardiaceae. The record is from RefSeq and is a predicted model, not a curated record. Gene Ontology annotation, biological process: carbohydrate metabolic process; GDP-mannose biosynthetic process. The transcript has 5 exons. Gene Ontology annotation, molecular function: zinc ion binding; mannose-6-phosphate isomerase activity. Gene Ontology annotation, cellular component: cytosol.